Molecule: messenger RNA, 973 nt
Organism: Botrytis cinerea B05.10
Lineage: Eukaryota; Fungi; Ascomycota; Leotiomycetes; Helotiales; Sclerotiniaceae
Exons: 2
Coding region: 96-707 (203 amino acids)
Source: RefSeq, a predicted model, not a curated record
GGGCGGAGACGAUCUUUAUUAAUUCGUCAUCCCGCAUUUCUAUAUCCAGAUAUCAAGAUUUGGAUAGAAUAACAAAAUUCAUCAAUUAUAAUAAGAUGAGAUACACGUCCCCAAAAUUAUUUCUUCUGGCGGUAUUCUUUGCUGCUACUAUUUCAGGUAAAGAUAUUCAAGGGCCUCUGUCAGACAACAAUCUUGGUCCUGCGAUGCCUUCUAAGUCAGAGCCUUCUUCCGAUCCCAUCGGUGGAGGUGAUACAAUCAUUCUAUCAGAUGUUCUAGGCAGGGAUCGAAGUAUCAAUAUAUUCGCAGGAUUUACAAGAGAUAUAGCACCUAUAAGUCAGCGAUUUGCUGACAGUGGCCAAAAUACAACUAUUCUUGCCCCAGUCAAUUCCGCGAUAAUGGCUCUGCCUCGAAAGCCAUGGGAAGACCCAGAAGACUAUGAUAAACUUGGAGCCAAUGCAUAUGAGGGUGAAGAUGGAGAAGAAAGGGCCCAUAAGAAUCUGCGGAGAUUUGUGGAAGCUCAUAUCGUUCCUGCGAGUCCAUGGAAGGAAGGAGAGAAAGUUAAGACUUUAGUUGGAGAUGAGGUCUGGUGGGAGAAUAAGGACGGAGUGAAACGAUUGCAACCUGGAAAUAUCGAGGUCUCAAGCAUGGCAGGUGAUGUUCACAACGGGCAAGUCUGGAUAUUGAAGACCGUGAGAAAUUAUGCAUAGAAACUGCUUGGACAUUAAUUGCAGAGAUUGGCGUUACUUGGACAUGGGAAUUCGAAGUGUUAGUGAACUCGAUUGGGCAAUUGUGUAGGGAAUUUUGCCCUCGACGUCGCAUAUCAUGAUUAUGACAAUUAUUUUGUCUCGAAAUGUCUAUGUGCAUUACAUAACGAUGAUUACAUCAUUCGCGCCAUGAAAAUUGUCAAAAAACAUUGAAAUAUCGAAUCGAUCAAUAGUGCAUUCAUAAUAGCUUGAUCUUGCAAUGAACGACA